This is a messenger RNA of Argentina anserina (silverweed cinquefoil), 1976 nucleotides long. RefSeq names its product probable pectate lyase 5. NCBI's taxonomy places the organism in Eukaryota, Viridiplantae, Streptophyta, Magnoliopsida, Rosales, Rosaceae. The record is from RefSeq and is a predicted model, not a curated record. Gene Ontology annotation, molecular function: pectate lyase activity. The transcript has 4 exons. Bases 414 to 1916 code for a protein of 500 amino acids.
UCUCAUUCCCUCCCCUACUCCCUCACCUCCAUGGCCAAAGCUACUGCGAGGUCUCCAUCACAGCCGCAACCCAGCCACCACCCCAAUCGUCAUUCAUGUCCCUUCGCCAAAACCCUCCAAACCCUAAACAGAAAAGCGACCCCUAAAUUAUCCCAAUUUAAAUUAUUGCAACUCUCAAUAUUAUAAUCCUGGUUUAUUAUAUAAACCCACUUCACAUUACCCCAAUUUUGCAGACUCCAAAGUUUCAAGGGUUUGUUGGUGUUCUUGUUUAACUGGGUGGGGAGGGCAUUGGAGAAGCAAGGAGCCCCUUAGGCGUCCAUCUCAAAGAAGACUCUUUUAAUUCCCACAGAGGAGAGGAAGAAGAGGCAUAAAGACACCCACCAACAAAACACCAUUUGCCUCUUCUCACAACAAUGCUCUCUUCAAGGAUGCCUCCUACCACCUGCAUUCUCUUAAUUUGCCUCUUGAGCUCUCUCUCUUCCCUCACCUUAGCUUCUCUAAACCUCAACCUCACCCUCCCCCAUCAACACCCCAAUCCUGAAGCUGUGGCUCAAGAAGUUCAAAGGAGAGUCAAUGCCUCCCUAUCCCGCCGCGAAAUACUGUCGGAAUCCGACCAGCAAUGCGCCGUUGGGAACCCAAUCGACGACUGCUGGCGCUGCUCCUCCAACUGGGCCAACAACCGCCAGCAGCUCGCCGACUGCGGCAUCGGAUUCGGCCAAGACGCAAUGGGCGGCAAAGGCGGGCAGAUCUACACGGUCACCGACUCCUCCGACCGCGACCCGGCCAACCCAACUCCGGGAACUCUCCGCCACGCUGUCAUCCAAACCGAGCCCCUCUGGAUCAUCUUCUCCGCCGACAUGACCAUCAAGCUGAAAGCCGAGCUCAUCGUCAACAGCUUCAAGACCAUCGACGGCCGCGGCGCCUCCGUCCACGUCACCGGCGGAGGGUGCAUCACUCUCCAGUACGUCUCGAACGUCAUCAUCCACAACAUCCACGUCCACCACUGCAAGCCUGCCGGCAACACCAACGUGGCUUCGUCCCCGACGCACGUCGGGUGGCGGGGGAAGUCCGACGGCGACGGAAUCUCCCUGUUCGGCGCGCGUAAAAUAUGGAUCGACCACUGCUCGCUGUCCUACUGCGCCGACGGCCUCAUCGACGCGAUAAUGGGGUCGACGGGGAUAACGAUAUCGAACAACUACUUUGCGCAUCAUGAUGAGGUGAUGUUGUUGGGGCACGACGACAAGUACUUGCCGGAUUCAGGGAUGCAGGUGACGAUUGCGUUCAACCAUUUCGGGGAGGCGCUGGUGCAGCGAAUGCCGAGGUGUAGGAGAGGGUAUAUACAUGUGGUCAACAAUGACUUCACGCAGUGGGAGAUGUAUGCUAUCGGAGGGAGCGCCAAUCCGACGAUUAAUAGUCAGGGCAACCGGUACACUGCUCCGAUGGACCAGAACGCCAAAGAGGUGACAAAGCGCGUGGACACGAACGAAGGGAAUUGGGACAGUUGGAACUGGAGGACGGAGGGGGACAUAAUGGUAAAUGGAGCCUUCUUCGUGCCAUCAGGUGCGGGCAUGAGCACCCAGUACGCCAAGGCCUCAAGCAUUGAACCCAAGUCGGUGGGACUCAUUGACCGCCUCAUUCUCACCGCCGGUGUCUUCGGCGACCCGAGGGACAGUAGUAGGAGCGAAUCAUACCCUGGAAACAGCGGCGGCGGGACCAUAACCGAUGGCACCACCAACACUGGAAGCAGAGGCGAUGGUGGUGACGACUAUUUUGGAAUGAUUUUCGGCAGUGGUGCUCAACCAUCAUCAUCAUCUUCAAGCACAAUCUUGUUGUCUCUUCUAAUUAUCUUAAUUUUGUUUGUUACAACCAACCAUGGUGGUGUAUUAUCAUUACCAUUAUUCUUAUUAUUAUUAUAACACUCGAUUCAAAGGAAAUAUCAUUAUUAGAACAAAGGGAAAAGAAUUUUCUCCGUCACU